Schistosoma bovis is the source of this 8210-nucleotide messenger RNA. NCBI's taxonomy places the organism in Eukaryota, Metazoa, Platyhelminthes, Trematoda, Strigeidida, Schistosomatidae. The record is from the annotation of a GenBank genome assembly.
GGACAGAAAGAAAGUAUGUUUAUUUAAGAGGUUACGAAGUAUUUACAUAAUACAUAUACUUUUUCUUCAGUCGUCCAUUUUCAUUUUUCAAUGUGUUCUAUCUUCUCGUUUUAACAGAAAGUCCCCUAGUAGCAAUAAAACCACUCCAUGUUCUUAAACAUUUGUCAAAAAUUUAUGUCAACCGAAUAAGAUAAUAAAGCAUAUUAUAAGACUGUCCCAAUGCACACCGCUUUCUGCAUCUUCGCGGCAGGACGGCUGUUAGUGGUAGUGGGUGAACGAAAAACCAAUGUCUAUCGCUUAAACCGGGUUGGCGGAUACGGAGGAUCCAUAUGUGUGUGUGUUGGAAAACCUUGGUUUCAAGUCAAUAGCGCAAAUAGACCCCAGGGUAUUGAGGGAUCAAAUGGUAUAUGAACCUACUUUUAGUCACCAAGUACCAUGGGAUCAUAUCUCCUGACCUUGCUGCCCUUCCUUUUUGAUUAGAUCUCUAGAUCAAAGACCUGAAGAGUGUCCUUCUAAGACAACCCUCUGAUUCUGUCUGGAUACGUGGGAAGUAUCACAGUUUACGAAACGUUUGAUGGUGACUACAGCCGAAGAAAAUACUCUCGUUCCUAUUCCCGUUCUCACAACUAUUUAGUAACAUUCACUUGUAUUUUACAUUGCAUCGCGUAUCUGUUCUCUUUUAUUCCCGCUUCGUGUAUUCCUUUAUCCUUCAACUCAUACAGCCGUUCACCUAUGGUGUAACUUCUGUCCCAUUUAAACGAUCUCAAGUCACUGACUGGUCAAGGGUUAAGCGCUAGCACCGAACACGAGUUCUGAACCAGCCUUUCUGAAUCCACCUAUGCCACCCUAACUAGCCUCCUUCAAAAAGCACACACUAAUCCAGAUCGGACAACAGAUAGGGUUGGCUAUGUCUUCAGAAGGUUUCAACAUCGAUGUCUGUUGUCUAUCCGAUAUCUGUAUUCAAGACUCUAGUGAAGAACUGUAAAUUGGCUCUCCAUCUGUUGCUUCAAAAGCUUGUUUCGUGUGUGGUUAUCCAGGGACCCUGUGACGUCUUCGUCCGGUUUUUGUAGCGUUGGCGUUGCACUAAGCGCCAGAAUAUAAGCAGGACUAAUCUAUUGGGUCCCAAUCAACGGUCGAUUAUUUACUACUAAAUAAGUAUGCCUCAUCAAUUUGGGAAGAAAUCGAUGUGGGAAACGAUUACUUUUCUUGAUCUCUGCCUAUGCCGCAACAAAUUGCCUGGAUUCUAUCAAGGAUGAGUCCUACCACCAGUUAAGUGGUCUCCGGAAAGUGCGUCCAACAGAUAUUGUGGUACUAGCCGGAGAUUCGAAUGUGCAGAUCGGGCGUCUAGAGACCGAGCGGAUCCGUUUGAGUAGCCAAUGGGAACUCGUCGGUUGCAGGUCAGAGAACGGUGCUGUCAUCCACAAAAUUCAGUCAGUCAGUAACAACGUAGAACUUCGUACGUACGCACGUACAUCGGUUCGAGUUGCCACACCACAUUAGCACAGAGAUGCAGUGGUCGAUUCAAAUCCCGUAGUGGCAGAGGUAAUGAGAGUAUAAGCAGUAAUCGGGAAGAUUAAUGUUUGGAGAUGUUACUUAAAGAGUAUAAUACAGUGAAAUAAAUCUGGGAAGAGAAAAAAAGAGGCAAGGAGGAAUAAGGAGAUCAAAAUUCGGGAGAACACAAAGAAUGUAUGCACCUGCGCCAUUGCAAACAAUUUCGAGCCAUCUCAUUCAGGGUCUCUAACCAUCGGUUGCUAUCAUCUCGUGGUCCCCAACCAGGUAGUCUACACCUACCAACAUGACUCAGUCCACUUGUCAGUGACUUCAUGGACUUGUGCCAUGUUUUGUUCUGGCCGCCCCUAGCAUUCUUCCAACCUACUCCUAUAACACUGAGCAUCGCAUGUCGAGGCAGUCGGUCGUUCGGCAUACGUAACACGUGUCCCAGCCAUCUCAACUGAUGAAGAUUCACUACUUCAUUAAUUGAUUUGCCAUCCUUACCUAGUACCCGUUUCCUAACAACUGUAUUGCUUACUCGGUGGUCCCAGUAUAUACGCGCAAUAUAUCGAAGACACCUAUGUUCAAAUGCUAGUAAACUACGGAUAUCCUUUACUCUUACCCGCCAAGUUUCAGUGCCAUAAAGUAGGACGGAACGAACUGCUGCGCAGUAAACCUGUCCUUUGGUUGAUAGACGGAUAUCUCGCCUACGCCAUAAAUGACGCAAGUUGGUAAAAGCUAGUCGAGCCUUUUGUAUCCGUGCUGAGAUUUCGUCACACACCAGACCACAAGGGCUAGUGAGACUCCCAAGAUAAGUGAAGCGGUCGACACGCUCAACUACUUCACUCCCUAUCAUUAGUUCGGGUGUCAAUGUAAUCCAAUCCUCGAGCAGUAUUUUGCAUUUCGAAGGAGAGAAUCGCAUGCCGAAUAUGCUUGCAUUGUUGCUUAGAGUGGUCAGAAGACUGCAUUUUGUCAGCGUCUUCACCAAAUAGAACAAUGUCAUCAGCAUAUUCUAGGUCAAAAAGUGAAUUUCCCGAUAAAAGUUCAACUCCUGGAAAUUUAGAUGAGGAAAGUGUUAUCUCUAAAAGUACGUCGACGACAAAACCGACCAAGAAUGGAGAGAGUGGACAGCCCUGACGAACACCACUUGACGUAAUCAAUUCUGAUGACAGUUAUCCAUAAGCUCUCACUCUACCAGUUGUGUUCGAGUAGAGAGCCUUUAUAAGGUUAAUGUACUUCUUUGGUACUCCUUUCAGUUAUAAACACUGCUAUUGAACCUCGAAUACUGGCUUAUGGUCGAGAAAUACUACGAUUGUGGGGCGUCUGAAUGUGUGUCUGUAUUCUAGAACCUGACGUAGUGUGCAUAUCUGGUCUAUACAACCACGUCCAGAUUGAAAACCAGUCUGGUUUUCUCUAGUCUGCUCUUCACGAGCUUUAGUUAUGCGUCGAAGUAUUAUUGAAGCUAAACUUUUAGAUACUAUAUUUGUCAAACUGAUUCCUCUGUGAUUUUCACAAGAGGACUUUUGUCCUUUCUUAUAGACUGGCAUAAUCAGUGAUUGAGACCAGUCAGAUGGGAUUACGUACAGUUCCCAAAUUGUACCUAACACCUCAGUUAAUCUCACUGCUAAUACUGGACCACCAUCCUUAAAAAUCUCAGGGUUAAACCUUUCAGGGCCUGCUGCUCUCCCUUGCUUCAGAUUUUCUAUAGCUUUUUCAAUUUCGUAAAGAGUCGGAGGAUCUUCAUUAACUUGCCAUUUUGGGUGACUGCAGAUCGUGAGAAAUAGAAGUGUGGCUGAAUGUCACUUCAACUGGUCCCUAGUGUUCACUGCCAUUCACACAGCUUUUUGGAUAUCAUUCCAUGCUGCCUCGGGGUGGGCACCACUUACAUGGCUGCCUAACUGUUUUUCUAGUUGUUACUGAAAUAUAUUCUUAGCUUGGCUAUCAUUAAGUAGAACCCUAAGAUGUUUACUUGCAGCGUCUUUCCUACGUCCAGUAAGACGCAGACAAAUACGCUCUCGCACAAUAGCAUGAUCUGAAUCUAAACAUGUGCUCAAGAACGAGCGACAGUCUUCCAGCGAGCCCCUACAUCGGUGGCUGAUGGAGAUGUGAUAUAGUUGGGUCCAACAUUGGGAUGAGUUCUCGGGUCGUCAUGUCAAAAGGUGUUUUUCCUUAUGCUUAAAGUUAGUAUUUGCAAGGAACAGGCGGUUAUCUGAGCAUAGUUGCAACAGACGGUCGCCAUUAUCUGUUCUUUGAGCCACGAUGCUAUAAGAUCCACCCAGGUGUCUUUCCCUAUCGCUUAGUUUACCUACUUGAGCAUUAAAGUCACCGGCGACUAUUACUACAUCCAAGCGCCUAACUUUUUGGCGGAGAUUGGAUAGCUUUCUGUAAAACUCAUCUUUUACCUCAUCUGCGCUGCAGUCAGUGGGAGAGUAUUCAGAGACGACGAAGAGGCAACGGCGAGUGUCCAUAUCUUUCUGAGUUCUUACUGUUCCGUUUAGUCGGACGGAACAGAAACGACUAUCUACUGGGAUCCAGUCUAAGAGAGCUAGUUCUGUUCUAGGACUCAACGCUAUGCCUACACCAGCGAGGCCACGGGAAGCAGAAUCAAGGCUUCCAGAUACACAAAGCGUGAAGUGAGAUGACCCUUUAUUUUGAUAUGGUGAGGUCAAAUGAAUGACGCUACUCGGAUCCUGUACGCGCGUUUCGGAGACGCAGCACACAUUUAUGGCGCGAGAUUCCAAUGUCCUAGCUAAGGAAGCCUGAUGUUUUAUUUGGCACAGUGUUCGGACGUUAAAAGCUCCUACAUGUAGUUUAGUGCGUGGUUUCAGUAUACCAGGAAUAACGUUCCGCGUACUCGAAUCGUUUGCCUUAGCGGUGCGAGGUGAUAAAGAGACGUGAGAAGAGUUAGUCAUGGAGAUAAGAGAGGUAUUAGGAGGUGUAGGAAGGAUUUGAAUGUGACCAACUUGGUCUCGUGUGUUGUUACGGGUAUGAGGGCUGAUAUCACUUCUCGGCUGCCUACACCGUGGAGUGUGACCGCAGAGCCCAAGGGACAACUGCCUAAGCCGGUCGCGCACGGCCUUUUCGUGGAAGGUUUUUAAUGUGUUAUCUCCGUUCUUCAAAGGGCCUUACCGCCGGAGACGAAAAUCCGUGAGGUAAGGUGAGGUGUGACAUUUUUAGGGUCGGCCUUUUCUAACACCACUCCUCCUUGUGGGAAGGCAGCAUCGAUGUCAUGCUGGCUGUCCGAGGGAAAAACCUUGUCACACCCCUCUACAGUCAGUAGUACGACUUUUCCCUCAGACCUUGAGUUGCUGCUUUUAGUCUUACCGUUCUCCAAUCGACCUGCCUGGCAUGGUAGAACCUACAGGAACAUAUGUUCCAGCCAAUAUAGCACGGUUGGGACAUCACGAUAAGCAAGCCCGACCACCGCGUCAAGGUAGCAGCCUCGGUCGGGUCACAAAGUUCAAAUCAUCCAAAUGGUUGUGGACGAAAUAGAAGCCUUCGCUUAACAGGCUUCAGUGUCUAGUAGUAGAGGAUCACCGAUACGGGUACAGAAGUGUUAAGGAUACUGUAAGCCACCAGAAGGUCACCUCUAAGACGCCUGUACUCUAAUGGGUAAAGGAGGGGUUCUUCACAAGGUUUGAAUUUGAGUCCCCGAACUGAUUUCGUGGCUCGCCGUUGGAUACGCUUCAGUGUCCUUAUCCUUUUGGAGUGAGGGAGGAAAUACUAUGUUCCCGUACUCUAAAUAGGGACGAAUAAAACUGUUAAAGGUUGUGUGGAAAGUUCUUCCGUCAAACUGGCCAAAAAUGCGCUUCAAUGUUACCAGUGCAAGAUUUGCUCGGAAGGCAUUUUUGUCACAGUUAGCGUAAGACUUUAGAUCGUAGAGCACCAGGACUCCCAAAUCUUUUUCGACUUGAGAUGCUACUAGGGAGGAGUUUCUUAAGUUGUAACUGUAGUCUGCGACAUGUCGCAGAUGGACUACUUUACACUUUGAAGUGUUAAAGGUAAGUCCAGCUGCUUUCAAUGUUCACUGUACUCUGUGCUGUGGACAUCUUCGUACUUCAGUCAAAAACUAGAAGGAAGAUAAAUGGCAAGAAUAAGCUUCCUUUUCUGACACUAGUGGUCAUUCGGAAAGCAUCUGUGAGCUGCCCUCUACGCACAGCUCUGCAGUUCGGUCCAUCGUAGGGAGUCUUGUAUCCCAACGAAGAUGUUGUUAUGUACUUCGUGGUGUUGACGAGGAUUACACAAGGUUUACACUGUCGAAUUCUUUCCAUUAAUGAAGUACAUGCAUAGCAAUGAGAUCCAUUCAAUUGACUGCUGCAUAAUAAUCGUCAUUGUCGCAUUUUGGUCAGUAUACGAUUGAUCCAUACGAAAACCAGCUUGUUGAUCUCGAAGUUGAGUAACUACUGAAUCUUUCACUCGGUCCAGUAACACUGUUCGAAAAUUUGUCUAGUACUGACAAUAGUUUUUAAACCUACGAAGAUCUCAUUUUUCUAGUAUUCUUAUGAGGUAUCCGUUUUUGUAAUCUGUUGGGACUUGUUUUUCCUCUCAAAUCUUUCUAAUGAGGACAUUGAAAUCUUUGGAGUUACUUUUAUGUCUGAAUCCAUUACUUCGGUUGGUAUACUGUCUGGUCCUAGAACUUGUUAGUAUCUCAAGCCUUUUUGCAAGUUGAGGAUGCUAACUUCACGCCUAAUCGUCCCACUUUACCCGAACUUGGAACCUGAAGUAGCUUCAGAUGGAGUUAUUGACAUUGAUGAGUAAGCAUAAUCUUUAUCAAUCAGAACGCAACCCAAUGAAAUUCCAUUCAGGAUAUUUCACUGAAGCUACAAACACAAAUACAGAAUUAGUUGCAAAUGAAACAAAAAUUAUUCACAAGGACAAAUUCCACAAUAUCUUAGAUCAGUUGCAUGACCCCUAAUUGUCAUCUGAAAAUCGUUUGAUCAGUAAUCAAGAUAUUAAUCAUGUAAUCAUUGACAAUGAUCUAUGGUUGAUUUUCGGUAUUAACUAAACCAUUGUUUAUAUGAUAAAAUUCUUAAAUCAAUCAUUUUUUUUAGAUUUUAACAACUCUGCUGUCUAAUAUGACCGCAACAAAAACAAAGGAUUGUAAUGUUCCCAGAACACAAUAAAACAUGCUUUUCUACUGGCUUAGCACUAACCGAUAAUCAAUAUAAUUUUUUAUUGUUGAUCCGUUUAGAUCGUCGCACAUAUUUCUGGAAGAAACAUUUCACAGAUAUGACAACACAAACAGAUUAACACCGAUUGAAUUAAGGUUUUAAGUGAUUUUAUGCUAAACAACUAUACAUAUGAACAGUGACAAUUUAUUUAGAUUUAUUUAAGAUAUGAAUAAUUCUCAUAACUACCGUUUAUGUGAGACUACAGAUUGUUGAUUUUACAGUGUAAAUAAUUAAAUGUACAUAUAUAUAAAACAGCAAAAGCGUAGUCUGUGAAAAUGAAGUUUAUCACCAAACACGAAUUUGUUCGGGAGUCAAGCGCUUAAAUACACUUAAAGGUUUUAUUAGCAAAACCACAGAACUAACUAAGCAUUUUCUAGUUUUACAAGCGUUACAUCCUUAUCUCCCAAAUUGGCGGAUCAAAUGUAGCUUUUUCUAAAUAACUUUUUAUUUAUCGUAAAAUAUACUUAGAUACUUAUUUAUCAAGAUAAUAAUAUGAUCAGUUAUACUUUAUAGUUAGGUAAUCACAGGGGCUGUCAGAGAUAUAUUAGUUGUUGUGGCUUCUUCGUUGUCUAUACUGUGAAAGGAAUGUUCUUGAUCACCUGAGAGCGUAUCCACGACGUCCAAAAGACAACUGGUUAAGGCCAGUUACACACGACCUUUUUCCGAGUUUUGAAUGAACUAACCCCUUACUUUUAAUGCUUUACCGCUGGAAACGGACAAAAAAGAGAUUUACUGCCUUCAAUACGGACCUAUUUUAACCCAUUUUCUCCGUUGUCAAAAGACACAUCUAAGGAAUAAACCUUAUUCCCUUCACACCAUUAUACAAAUAACGCUAUGACUAAGCCGUCGAAUCUUAAGCUGGUGUUUUUAGUUUUACCUCUCUCCAAUGAAUCUGCCUGACAUGAUAUGAUCUAACAAAUGAGGUAUUCCAGCCAUUAAAGUUUGGUUAGGUCACUAUAAUAGGUAACCUAGACCACUAUAUUAAAGUACCAGCUUCGGUAUCUUCUUCCGAAUAAUCGAUGAUGGUCAGAAAUAAUGAAUAAUUUCUGUCUGUCUAUGGAUGGAAUAUCUUUUUCAUGUUUUCUGUGUUUUCAACAAUAAUAUAAUGGGUCGAAUAUUGUGAUAUUUUGAACUAAUUUACGUAAAGUUGUUUUUUAUAUUGCAGUUGUAAAAUUAUUAGUCACUUGAAUUCUUGUACUUUAAUAUUUUCCUAUCCUUAGGUUUUCUUUAAGUAAAUAAACCUCUGUUAUUUUCUAAUUCCCUUAAGUUACUGUUAACUCACUACUCACUUAUUAUUCAGCUCUCCACCGCCUAUCGUGUAGUCAUGUUUACGUUUGACUAUCUUGUUUAUUUGCUCUGUUUUCAGUCAGUUAGCCUAGAUUAUCACACGACUUUAAGUUCUGAACGAAACAGUACGAUGGAAGUCUCUACUUGCUGUGUUCUUGUUCUAUUCUUUAUAUUGGAUAAAAAAAUAUGAGACUGCAUCGUGAAACAGUAGGUCUUAAGUAUUGAUUCUGGAUGUUAUUUCAUUGUCACUGAGUUAUUGGU